AUGGAAAGGUUGAUCAAAGAUAGGGUACUUCAAGAUCUGGAUUUUUCAGAUUUCACUGCCUGCGUUGAUUGUAUUAAAGGAAAGUUAACUGCGAAGGUUAGAAAGAGUAAAACAGACAGGUGCACAGGAUUGUUGGAGUUGAUUCACACUAAUAUAUGUGGUCCUUUUGUUCCACCUGCCAUGGGUGAGCUCAUUUGUGAAAAAUCUGAAUCUUUGGAUGCAUUUAAGAUUUUUAAGACGAAGGAUGAGCUUCAAAAGGGGAAGAAAAUUAAGGCAGUUAAUUCAAAUAGAGGUGGAGAGUAUUAUGGGCGUUAUGAUGAAAAUGGAAGGAACCCUGGGCCUUUCGUUAGAUACUUACAAGAAUGUGGGAUUGAUGCAAGAUAUACAAUGCCAAGUACACCUCAACAUAAUGGAAUUGCUGAAAGAAGAAAUCGCACUCUUCUUGACAUGGUGCGAUGCUACACCAUUGGAUCAAGAGGUUCCAGGGAAGAACGCAUUUUUGUCCCUGUACCUGUCGCUUCCGCUCCUAUUGAUGAUCCUGUGAUUGAACAAAUUCCAGUAGAAACUCAUGAUGAACCUCAAAAUCAAGAACAAGGUGAAGAUCAUGAUGUUGGGGAUGAUGAAGUUAUGGUGAGAAGAUCACAGAGAGCCCGCAGGCCUGCUAAUCCUGAUUACUACCUUGUCUAUUUCCAGGAACACGAGCUUGAUGUGCAAGAUAAUUCUGAGCCAGUCUCUUAUCAAGAAGCCAUGCACAGUCCUAAAUCUGUGUUGUGGAUGGAUGUAAUGAAAGAAGAAUUAAGUUUUAUGUCACAAAAUGAAUUUUGGGAGUUGGUUCAGCUACCCAAAGAUGUGAAAGGUGAAAUGGCUCAAGAUGGGAUUGGAAAUAUGGGAGGUAUGUUCUCUACAUUUCCAAACUAA
Molecule: messenger RNA, 918 nt
Organism: Humulus lupulus (European hop)
Lineage: Eukaryota; Viridiplantae; Streptophyta; Magnoliopsida; Rosales; Cannabaceae
Exons: 5
Coding region: 1-918 (305 amino acids)
Biological process (GO): DNA integration
Molecular function (GO): nucleic acid binding
Source: RefSeq, a predicted model, not a curated record